AUGCCUCCGCCAUCGCCGCGACAGGCGGCGCUCGCGUCCGACAUGUACGAUUGCGUCUGUCACAUCCUCGCGCUGGAGCCGCAGUGGGUCGCCGACGCUCUCGAGGCUGCCGUCCGGGCGAUGCACGAGCGCGUUGGCAGAGCGUACAGGAGAGACCUCUACCUCAAGCAGCUCAAGCAGGUGGCAAUCUGCCCGCCGCAGCUCGCGGCCUCGGCGGUGUGCAAGCUCAAGCCGCACGUGGGUGCCAUGGUUCGAGAGGACUGGCCGCACUACACGCCCGAGCAGCGCGGUCGCCUGCAGAGCCUCAGGAAGGCUGCCGAGGCGCCUGCGGAGCCUGCGCUCUUCACUGGCCUUGACGACAAGGUUCGCGGGGCGUCGUGCGAGGACGCGAGGCGAGAGGCCGAGGCGCGGCUCGUCGAGGCCUUCCGCGCGAAGAAGCGCUCGAUGCUGCAGCAGACGCAAGAGUACCGCGCGCUGCACGUCGAGCUCAAGCGGCUCAAGGCGGCCGUCAACGGCUAUGUGGAGAGGGCGCCGAAGACGGCCGUGGCGCUCUGA
Emiliania huxleyi CCMP1516 is the source of this 555-nucleotide messenger RNA. RefSeq lists its product as hypothetical. The transcript is spliced from 2 exons. Lineage: Eukaryota; Haptophyta; Isochrysidales; Noelaerhabdaceae. The record is from RefSeq and is a predicted model, not a curated record. The coding region runs from base 1 to 555 and encodes 184 amino acids.